CAUACUCUGCGGCAUUUCCAAUUUGUAGUAUCUAUACCGCAGACCUAACUACUUGAUUUCAGAGUUAUCGCCCUUGCGUAAACAAAGAGAUGUUUCCUGCUGGAUUUCCUCGUAGAAUUGUUCACAUAAAGAGACACUUAACGGUGUUUUCAAGGCAAAAACUGGUGACACCAAGUAAAACGAGAUUUACUAAGGACAGAUGCAUCAAUACGUUAACGGGAAUUAAUGGAGGAAAACGGAACUGUUCUACUUUCAUUUUCCAAAUACAACACACAGGUCAAAGUCCAACUUUGAAUUCAAUAUGUACAUGUAGACAAAAUCUUGAAAGGUUUACCAUAAAUAGUUCUGCUCGCGUAUCAGGAAGAUGUUAUCAUCACAACAAAGAUGUACGAAAUACUAACGUCGAGUUGCCGAGCUUGAAGUGUGCUUUUGGCCUAGUGCUAGGUAGCUUAGUUUGUUUAGGUUUGGGGGUUUAUAAGUUGAAAACGGAAGCGUACAGUUGUGACUAUGAGGAGCAACCUAGUCCACAGGCAACACUUACAGGAGAAGGAAGGAGGUCCAUAAAUCUCAAUGAGGCUAUUGACAGAUCUAGAGAUUUGGCCAGAAGGAUCAAGGAUGAAUCAGGAAGUCCUGGUCUGGCAAUCUCUGUCAGUGUAGAUGGACAAGAGGUCUGGAGUGAAGGUCUUGGCUAUGCUGACGUGGAGAACCGUGUUCCUUGCUCUGCUGACUCUGUCCUCAGAAUCGCCAGUAUCAGUAAAUCCAUCACUAUGGUAGCCGUUGCUAAGCAGCUUGAGGCUGGCACACUAGAUCUUGACAAACCCGUCCAACACUACGUACCGAAUUUUCCAGAGAAAACAGUUAACGGCAAGAAGGUAACCAUAACAACCAGACAUCUGGUGUCUCACCUUGGAGGGAUCCGUCACUACCACACAAAAGCCAGUAUACCCAAAGUGGAGGCGAACACACAGACUACAAAGACAAGCAAACCUGGCCAGAAAACUGCUGCUGAAGAGACAUCUGAAUUAUCAUUGGCCGAGUACCUUAUAUCUACCAACUACAAAAGUGUCACCGAAAGUCUGAACUUGUUCAAGGAUGACCCUUUAGUACACGAACCAGGCUCCAAAUAUCUGUAUACAACAUACGGCUUCACCUUGUUGAGUGCUGUAUUGGAGGCUGUGGCUAAAACACCAUUUGAGAAAAUGAUGCAGAAAUAUAUUAUUGAGAUGGGUAUGGAUGAUACCUUCCUUGACGAGAACACUCCUAUCAUCUACAACAGAGGAAGACAUUACAUGAAGAACAAGAGAGGACGCCUCAUCAAUACCCCCUAUGUGGACCUCUCGUACAAGUGGGCCGGGGGUGGUUUCCUCUCUACCACACGUGAUCUCAUUAAAUUUGGUCACGUGAUGCUGUACAGUUAUCAGCAAGGGUCAGAUACCAAAAAUAAUCAAAACAGAGGUCAAAGUUCAAAGGCGAACUCAAACAGCAAAAGUCAGAAAUCCAAGGCUAUUAACACUUCUAAUCAGGAAGACAAGAAGAGCAAAGCGACUGGAUUUCUCAAAGGAGAAUCUGUACAGUUGCUUUGGGAACCUGUUGUUAAUACCAAAAGCUCUGCUUUUGAUAAAUUUGGAUAUUAUGGGAUGGGAUGGGAUGUAGUACCAGAGGGUGAAAACUUCCGGUGUUGUCAUCAAAGUGAUCAUAUUGUUUCACACACAGGUGGGGCGGUGGGAGGGAGCAGUGUCUUAGUCAUAAAACCAAAAAAGUGUGAUAUAGACAGUGACUCCCAUGGGGAGCCCCAAGGUGUUGUUGUUGCUAUGAUUGUCAACAUGACAGCAGUCUCUUUAUACAAAACCGCUGUCAAGGUUGCUAAAUUAUUUGAAGAAGCAUCAUCUUAACUCUAAAGUUUCUUUAUGCUACCAGAAUGCCACAUGAACAUGUAACUGGUCUUUUCUUUUCUAAAAGAGCUCUUCCCACUUAAGACUCGGAUGCUUUUAUAAUGAUAAAUAGGUUUAAUUUGUUUGAUUUGUUACAGAUUUGAAUGAAUGAAUUAUAGAAAGAAUGCAACUCGCUGGUUCUAUCAAAGCUUUGUUUAUGUUAUUGAUAUAGGUAAGAAGUACCAUAAUUAUAUCCGGCAUUUUUGCUGCUCUCAAUGUCCCUUUUUGUUUACUCAAGAUGACUAUUUUUAUACAGGUUUAAACUUUGAGAUCUAGAAAUAUGUAACAAUUUAACUUUCGAGAGAUAUUGUCCUGGAUGUUAACUGCCGAAUAUAUAUUCCAGUGUACAGUAAAGGUAGAAAUAUUGACGAUAAGUAGUAUCCACAAUUGAAUUUGUCACAAUUUAUGUAUCGACAUAUUUGUAUCACCUGUACCAGUACAUAUACCGGUAUACCUGUACC
Messenger RNA from Mizuhopecten yessoensis (Yesso scallop), 2392 nucleotides. RefSeq names its product serine beta-lactamase-like protein LACTB, mitochondrial. The record is from RefSeq and is a predicted model, not a curated record. The transcript is spliced from 7 exons. Lineage: Eukaryota; Metazoa; Mollusca; Bivalvia; Pectinida; Pectinidae. Bases 90 to 1892 code for a protein of 600 amino acids.